Messenger RNA from Prinia subflava (tawny-flanked prinia), 4564 nucleotides. RefSeq names its product DNA polymerase delta interacting protein 3 (gene POLDIP3). Gene Ontology annotation, molecular function: mRNA binding. NCBI's taxonomy places the organism in Eukaryota, Metazoa, Chordata, Aves, Passeriformes, Cisticolidae. Gene Ontology annotation, biological process: poly(A)+ mRNA export from nucleus. The transcript is spliced from 9 exons. Gene Ontology annotation, cellular component: nuclear speck; nucleus. The coding region runs from base 99 to 1352 and encodes 417 amino acids. The record is from RefSeq and is a predicted model, not a curated record.
GGCCCGCCAUACUUCUGGGGGCGGGGCGAGGAGCGGAAGUCCUACAGUGUCACCUCCGGGAGUCGCUGGCUGUGUCUCAUCAUUGGGGCCGCAGCAAGAUGGCGGACCUGUCUCUGGACGAGCUCAUACGGAAACGCGGUGUGACGGUGAAGGGAAGACUUAACACAAGGCCAGUGUUUGGGGGUGUAAGAUCUCGCAUUGGGAUCCAGCAAAAUCUUCUGAAUAGAUCAUCACCAGCUGUGAGCUUUCAGCGGACGUUUGAUGCCCGACAGAAGAUAGGACUCACUGAUGCCCGGCACAAACUGGGGGUUAAAGAUGCCCGAGAAAAACUGGUUCGAAAGGACGCUCGGUUCAAAAUCAAAGGAAAGGUGCAGGAUGCUCGAGAGAUGUUGAAUUCCCGUAAGCAGCAAAGUGUUGCUGUUGAAAAGGUGACCAAAGUGGUGGAUGCCAGAGAGAAGAUCAGCUUAAAAAGGAGCACUCCAGCUGCCAUCAGCCCAGCUAUGGGGACAGUAAAUCCAGCCAUGAAAAUCACCAAAACUAUCCAACAGAAGGCUCCAGUUCCUGGACAUUCUCAUCCAGCAGGAAUGAGGAUCAACGUGAUGAACAGUCAUACACAUAAACAGAGUCCGUAUGACACAGAAGACGAUGAUGAAAGCAUCUCUCCCCUUCCAAGCAAACAGAUGAAAAUCACCACCACAAACAGUUUCCUGCACAACUUGACUGGUCUGAGCAGCAAUAAAUUCUCUCUGUCCAAGACUGUUCCCCUGACUAAAGUGGUCCAGAACGAUUCAUACACAGCUCCACCUGCGUCUCCCCCUCCUAUGCGGACAAAGGCCUUGACAAACAUGUCCCGGACCUUAGUGACAAAGGAAGAGCCUCCAAAAGAGCCCGCACCUGUUGAGCUGGCAUUCAGUCCUUUGGAAGGCACAAAGAUGACCGUAAAUAAUCUGCAUCCUCGAGUCACAGAAGAAGAUAUUGUUGAAUUAUUCUGUGUGUGUGGCGCUCUAAAGCGAGCCCGGCUGCUGCACCCUGGAGUGGCUGAGGUAGUAUUUGUGAAGAAAGAAGAUGCUAUCACAGCAUAUAAGAAAUAUAACAACAGGUGCUUAGAUGGUCAACCAAUGAAAUGCAAUCUCCAUAUGAAUGGGAAUGUCAUCACAUCAGACCAGCCUAUAUUGCUCCGAUUGAGUGAUACCCCUUCAGUGAAAAAAGAAGGGGAACCACGUCGGUCAAGUGCAAGCGCCUCCUCAAAUUCCCCAGCUGAAGUGGACCCUGAAACUAUCUUGAAGGCUCUCUUCAAAUCCUCAGGGGUCUCUGCCUCUGUGCAGCCCACAGAAUUCAAAAUUAAACUCUGAGAGGGGGGAGCAAGCAGUGGACUGGAAAACUCAUAUAAGUUGGGGGGAAUGAGGAAAGUGCAGGAGUGCAGAUGUUAUUUGCAUUUGCCUGUCCUGAAAUUUUUUGUUUUCUAUGAUUGCUACCUUACUGUACAAUAGUGAUUUCUCUUGUGUGUACUUUCUGUUUUCAUAGUUGGAGUUUUCUUCCAUGAUUUUUUUCCCAAGAGAAUAACCUCCCCUUCUGCCAGUAAUGUAUUACCAAGCAUAUACCAUGUAAAUCCAUCCUUUACUCCAAAGCCCCCAGUGGCCAUUAAAAGUGCACGUAGACUUUGAGGGAAGGAGUGGUGAUCUCCUUCACUUUUCUUCUGACUGACCUUUAAUUAAAGACGCAUCCCCUUGAUUGUCCACAGGCAAGAGCACCACGUUGUUUCUGAAGUUGCUGUGCUGGAUACAAAGGCAGGUUGGGCUCUGUCCAGAAAGGACUUGUAUGCAUUUGGUGGCAUAACUCUUCCUUCUGGCUGUUGGACACUUUCCUGCUCAGCAGCUGGGACAUGGAGAAGAAGCAGGAAAAGCUGAGUUGCUUGCAGUGUGUGCCAACAGAGAGAUGAGGCAGAAAUGAUGUAUGCUCAAGUGCACCAGCCAUUGUGCUAUGGGCAGGGUUGUUUCAACUCUGGUAGUGCUGGAGGGUUGUUCUGGCAUUUGAAUGACAACUGUAUUUGUUCUGGAGGGUCAGGCUCAGCUGCUCUCCUCUUUUGGGAUUGAAAAAUUAGGAACCAGUUGUGUUCAGAGCUAGAAAAAGCUCAGCUGUGUGAUUUCCAUUAGACUGCAUUGCCUCCUGCUCAUGCAUGGACAUGAGUUUCUUUCUUGCCUUCUAACUCAGCCAGUCUCCUAUAAAAAGGAAGUACAUGGGACCCUUUUCAGAUCCUUAUACCCACAGUCUUGUGUCUGAGAACUCAUUUAUUUGAGAGAUGCUAUUUAGGCAUUGUUCGUGUGCUGUGCGGUUAUGCUGCUGGCAUGCCUGGAUUUGGAGGAUAAUUGCUGCAGUGUGUGGCUUCAGGCAGAGGUUUAGGAGCAGAGCAUGUCUUAGUACUGUCUAAGGAACACGGGAAAGGAGUGUCAAGUCCUGUGCGGGGCAGCGAGGACAUGGCGUGGGCCAGUGAGUGUGUAUGACAGGCCACUAAGUGGCACUUCCAGUACUUCCUAUUGUUUGUACUGCAUUGGCCCCUUGGAUGUUGAAAGCCCCAUUAGUUCCACUUGUUUGAGUUUGUUCAAAUUUUAUUGGAAGAGAUGAAAGCUGAGAGCAACUUCUAGAAUCUAGUUGGGGUUUGAACGUGACCCUGCUAGCUGGGGGACUGAUCUAACCCAUUCUGUUCAGCUCUGCUGAGUAGCUCUUGUAAGUCCAGAUUCCGUUUCUCGGACAACCCCAUGUUUCUUUUGCUUUCUUGUUCUGUAUGAACUCUUUCUUCUAUCUAGCUUGUGCAGACUCUUAUCUCACUGUAUCCCUUUUAGCCAUGGGAAUAAUAAGGACUUGGCAGGACUUGUUUUUGUGGAGUACUCUCUUUGAUUUGAAGGCCAGUGACAUGGCCAUGACAUAUCCAUGACAUGGCCAGUGACACUCUACCAUGAUUGGUAGAGUGCUUCAUGUGAACAGAUGUUUGUAGGGGAGGGGACCUAAGACAGCUAUUGUUCUCCUUUUUUUACAUUGCCCACCAAAUACCUGUGUUUUAAUUUAAAUAAAGGGGAGGGGGAGAAAACAUUAAGGGUUGGAGAAGAUAAUGUAUUACCUGUUUCUGAAUAAACAUUUGUUAUACAGAGAGUGGAUUCUAAGCCUUUUUAGAUGCUGUGAAGCAACUAAAGGUAAGUAGUGGUAUUCCAGUAUUGAGUCAAUCGUGCUUUCUAGGUGGACACAGAAAUUUCAAAACUGAUAAUGUGACGAAGAGCAAGAGGAGCUUAUGGGUGAGAGAACUGUUAACUGGUCCACCUUUUAAUCUGGAUCAUAGAAAUUAGCAGCUGACUCUUGCUACUAAAUUGAAGCCAUUUGUGUCCAUAUAAUUCCAGUUCUCUUUUUACAGAAAAAAGCAGCCUUUGUUACUGACAGCCUAGUCAUUUAAAAAGUAACUUUAUAGCAAAAGCAGCUCUGAAGUCAGGGUACCUGUUCUGGGUCAAGUGGGAUACUUUCAUUACCAGCUAGACAGAAGGCUGUGUAACUGUGAAAACAUGUAUUCUGAGUGCAUGUCUUGCCUCUUCUGAAAGAAUAAGCAGACUCAAGGAUUUUUUAAAUUAAUAGAUUGAAAAGCCAAAUAUCAAAAUGCAUUUUAAUUUACUGUUAAACUCUGCAUUAUGUUUAGGUUAUCUGAGAGUUUGUGAUGGCAUUGACAUACUUCCUUGGAAGAAGUACUUUCUGCUCUGUUCCACAGCUCUGUGAUCUAUGGCAGCAUAUUCAUACUUUCUACAUAUCAGUGAAUUAAGUGGUUGUCAAAACACCACUCCAUGGCUUAUCUUACAGCAAUGUCGUGGUGUACAUUGGUAUUCUGGUCUUGGUCAGCUCUUUAAUGCACCAUUGCAUGGCUUCUUCUGUUGGGCUCUGAAACAAGAGUAACUGUUUAUUCCCAGUCCUUAUCAGGUUAUUUACAGCCCUUUUCAGGUAGUUCACCUUGGCUCUCCAGUUUCUCCUGGACAUCUUGCAAUUGUCAUGCUAACCAUAAUUUCAAACCUACCACCUUCUGUCAACAUUUAUCCUCAUGCAACAUGGUUAUAGUUUUGUGUUGGGUUUUUUGUUUGUUGUUUUUUGGGUUUUUUUCCUUCCAGGCUGGUAGACAUUAUGAACUUGCAUAUGGAAUACUAAUUGCCUGCACUCUGAAUUAAUAUACAUUAAUUUAGACAUUAAAUGGCUGGCCAGGACAGAUGGUAGGUAAUCUGUAACAAUGUUUCUUUUGUUUGUUUUGGGUUUCUUUCUUUUAUUUCAAAAAUGUGAGGACUUCUGAAGUGAUGCCACAAUGUACAAGUUUGGUAUAUGUUCAUGGCUUUUGCGUGUACCUUCUGAUAAUGUUCAUUAACUUCAUAUUUGGUUGGAUCAACUCUCCAUAUCAUGUCAUAUUUCGUCACCUCCUAUGUUAGUCUUGCUUCAGUAUUUUUGAAAUGGUCCUGUCUUCCAUUAUAAAUUCGUCUGUAAAGGUUUUUUGAAGUUUUUUUUUAAAUUAAUGAGUAUUUAAAAACAAUUGCCUUUCACUGUU